Molecule: messenger RNA, 1539 nt
Organism: Oldenlandia corymbosa var. corymbosa
Lineage: Eukaryota; Viridiplantae; Streptophyta; Magnoliopsida; Gentianales; Rubiaceae
Source: the annotation of a GenBank genome assembly
AUGUCCGAGGAAGACGACAAGCAGCUCUUGUUCAAGGUUGCGGGAUGGAGAUUGAUAAAUGAAGAAGGUGGACGUAAGCUCCAAUGCCUUUGGAAAUUGAGAGAUUUCCAUUCUGGGAUUGAACUCAUCAACAGGAUACACAAAGCUAUAGAAGAUACCGGCCAUUUCCCUAACCUUCAUCUUGAACAGCCUAAUCAACUCCGAGCCGAGCUUUGGACUUCAGCCAUCCGUGACUUGGCCCUUUUUGUUUUUACUGUAAUUUUUUGUAUCAUUCAUCCGUUGCAAAUGGAGCUAGAAGAGUCAUCAUUGACAAUUUCUGAGGAUGUAAUGGGAGGCCAUGACAAUCCCAAGAGUGAACUUUUUGGUGGAGAUCACACUGUGGAGGAAGAAUUACCAAAUGCUAAUGUAGAACCUGUGGAAAAGGAAUAUUUUCAGGCAGCCGAUGGAGAUGAUGAGUUUUCAAUUGAAGAUAAACCAAAUGUUGAUAUUGGAGAUGAUCUGGAAAAGAAAACUGCAGAUAUGAAAUCAUUAUCCAAGGAGGAAUUAGGUCGUCUUGUUGCCUCUCGUUGGACUGGAGAAAAUACUGAGCAGGAUAAAAAUGAAGAGGUCGUUGAACCAAUGGAUGAUUUGGGCGACAUGGAUCAUGAUGAUGGUUCAAGCUCUUCUGAUAAAUUUGAGUCAGAUGAUGAUUUUGACCUAUCGGAUGUGGGCAGUACGACAAAAUCAUCUUGGUUGGAGAAGAUUCAAAAGACUAUAAGACAAGUUCUUCAGGCUGUAAACCUAUUCCAAACUCCAAUUGAUAAAUCUGAAGCUGCACGUGUUCGCAAAGAAUAUGAUGAGUCUAGUGCAAAGCUGUCUAAAUUACAGUCCAAGAUAUCAAGUUUGUCACAAAAGUUAAAACAGGACUUUGGUAGGACCAGAGAAAGAGUUUUAUUCAUUCUAUGGUCAAUGUUUCGAGACCCAGCAAAACAAGUUUGUCUUCUAAUUCUUGUUAAUCAUGAGUCAUUUUACUUUGUUGUGCUUAAUAUUCUUACUAUUGCUUUUUUAUGUGCAUUGUACCUGGCUCAGGUGGGGGAAAUGGACGAUUCGCUGGAAAACAAGUUCAAGCUGCUUCAGGAGCAAUUCUUGAAGACGAUGAAUGAUCAGAUGACAAAGCAAAUGAGAAAGAUGAAUGAGGAACUGACGAAAUCAAUAAAUGAAAAUUUCGUCCGAAUUUAUGCUGACCUUCCCAGGAUGAUGCAGGAGGUGGUAGGGGAACAAUUCUCAGCUUUGGAUGCACGAAUCUCUUCUUUGGAACCUGGCAUGGAUGCUGGCAGGGAAUUGUCAAGCUGUGUUGGUAAGCAUCACAAUUCCCCUUCUAUAGCUUCAGUUACUGGUGUUAAAUUGUAUCCUGCUGGUGAAGUUAAUGGUCCUAAAUGCAAUCAUUUUAAGCAAAUUACUCCAUUAGAAGAUGAAUUUGACCACGGGGAAAGACAGUUGAAUAACAGCAAUUGGAAAUCUAAACCUAAAAUUGGGUUGCCUGUUUUUGAGGGGGGAUAA